GACGUCGACGAAACUUUUGGGGCGGAACGUGGCGUGUGCGUACGAAUACAUUCCCUUGGCGAAGUGCCGUUCGAUCCGGCGGCGUCUCCCUCGCUGGCCUCGAGGAAGACCCAGCUUUCGUCUCGCCGCCUCCGCUCUCUCGAGUCCCUCUUGCUUCCUCCCCAGCGAGAGCUCGCCCGGAGAAAUGGUGGAUUCAUAUACGAUAAAGAUAAGCUCGGACUUGAUCAAUCAACUAGCUGGUGGUAAUGACAAAGCGAAGAAGAAAACCAAGAAACCCAAGCCGAAGAUUUCAAAGGAACCGCAUCAGCCUCAGAACAAUGUCAAGCCAGUUCCCAGCACACAGAAAAGCAGCCCGAGCGGGGGAUGGCCCCUCCAGCCUCCCCUGUUCAUGCCGGUGCCCCCUCCAGACCCAGUUACAAUCUCAGAGUUGGAAGCUAUCCGUUCUGUCCUUCGGGAGAGCCAAAGAACAGUGGAGAAACUGGAAAAGCAUCAAGACAAGAUGAAUCAGGAGCUCACUCAGAGAGCAAAGGAGCUCCGGGACAAGGAGUUCAAGUUGCCCCACCAAAAUUCCUCCAUUUCCUGUACUGCUGAGAGAGAUGCUUGCCUGAACUGUUACAAGGAACAUGCCUCGAAUCCUCUGAAAUGUGCACAAGUGGUGAAAAGCUUUGCGGACUGUGCCCGUCGGGCAAGGCUGCAGGUCAGUUCGAAAUAGGGUUCUAAGCUUCACCGGGAAUGCGAGCCAUGGGAAACAAGGUUCCUUGUAAUGGGUUGAGAUUCAAUAACUAGCGCCAAUCGGAAGACAGCUUGGAAACCAAAACUCCAUUUCCUUUCCUGCAUUCAACAAUCAGCUUGGAUUAUACAGAAGUUUUCCUUUUCUGUGACCAUUGAAUCAAUUGUUUGUUGUGUACUUUAAUUUAUUGAUUAUAGAAAAUAUAUUAACAGUCAAUUAUCAUUUGA
Molecule: messenger RNA, 957 nt
Organism: Musa acuminata AAA Group (dessert banana)
Lineage: Eukaryota; Viridiplantae; Streptophyta; Magnoliopsida; Zingiberales; Musaceae
Exons: 2
Coding region: 185-712 (175 amino acids)
Source: RefSeq, a predicted model, not a curated record